Messenger RNA from Tricharina praecox, 1345 nucleotides. RefSeq names its product ClpP/crotonase-like domain-containing protein. NCBI's taxonomy places the organism in Eukaryota, Fungi, Ascomycota, Pezizomycetes, Pezizales, Pyronemataceae. Gene Ontology annotation, molecular function: delta(3,5)-delta(2,4)-dienoyl-CoA isomerase activity. The record is from RefSeq and is a predicted model, not a curated record. Gene Ontology annotation, cellular component: mitochondrion. The coding region runs from base 151 to 1050 and encodes 299 amino acids. The transcript has 3 exons.
GCUGUGGCCUCUGGAGACGGACGUGGUCUCAACAUCAACCGUCACAGUUCAAACUUCACGCAUAUCUCACCUCACAUACCUCAUAACUACAUACAGCAAUAUAUCCAGAAAUCUACCAUUCCAUUACCCUCACAUCACCUCACCGCGACCAUGACCGCGACCAUGACCGACUACGCAACAUACAAGCACUUCAACGUGAGCAUGCCGUCCGCGCACGUCGCGCACGUCGAGAUCAACCGGCCCGCGAAGCUCAAUGCGUUCCACCAAGAGUGCGUCCAGAUGUGGCUCGAAUACGGGCAGCUCUUCCGCGCGCUCUCGGUCGACGCCUCCGUGCGAGCGAUCGUGUUAUCCGGGGCGGGCGACCGCGCAUUCUGCAGCGGACUAGACAUCACCUCCGCGCCGGAGCUGACCUCAUCCACCAGCAGCAGCAGCAACAGCAGCGGGGGCGGGGGCGGGGGCGGUGGGGGCAUGGACCCAGCGCGGCGUGCGUUCGCGCUGCGGCGGCACAUCCGCGAGUUCCAGGACUGUAUCGGCGCGGCGGCAGCAUGCGAGAAGCCUGUGAUCGCAGUGCUGCACGGGAUCGCGUACGGACUCGCGAUCGACAUAGCGUGCUGCGCGGACGUGCGCCUGUGUGCUGCCGACACUAGAUUCUGCGUUAAGGAGGUGGAUAUAGGAAUAGCCGCAGAUAUUGGCACGCUGACGCGCCUGCCGAAGGUCGUGGGGUGCGGCAGCUGGGUCCGCGAGGUGGCCUUGACGGCUCGCGUCUGGGGCUCCGAGGAGGCCGUCAGCGUCGGCUUCGUUAGUAGGGCGCUCCCCGGAAAGGAGCAGGCGGUCGCCGAGGCGCUCAAGACUGCACGCCUCAUGGCGGAGAAGUCGCCCCUCGGCGUACAGGGCACUAAGGCGCUGGUUAAUUACUCGGUCGAUCAUACUACGCAGGAAGGACUGGAUUACACGGCGGUCUGGAACGCGGCGGCGAUACAAGCGCCAGAUCCGGCGAUUGCCAUCCAGGCUACCAUGCAGAAGAAGAAGGCGACGUUCGCGAAGCUGUGAUUUCGAGAGUGAAUACAUACAUAUCGUAGGUGGAUGCGACGGGCUGCGGAGCUUCUGGUUCGUCGCAUGUGUGGUUUAUCGCAUUUAUCGCAUCUAUCGCAUGUACAGUCGCAUAUCCAGAGUAUCGAUUGUGUAAUAUAUUGCGAGUGCGGAAACUGCAUGCGGGGCGACGUUUGAAUAUGGUCACAUCCGGGCCCAUAGCGUCGGAUAAUGAGAUGGGCGCGGAGGCGAACACGAUAGAGUGUGCAUACGACAACGACAACAACGAUAGGUAAAAUAAUAAAUAAAAAAUACG